AUGUGGGUUCACAUCAGCGCUGUGCUGCUGCUCGUCUGCUGCCUUCAGGCGGUGGAAGCUCAGGCCGACGGGCGCAGGAGGAGCAUCUGGGAGGACCCCAUUCGGUUCAUCAGCCGGGACCGCGACCAGUGCACCAUGAUGGUGACGGGCCAGGCCCAGCUGACCAUGCUGCGGGUGUUGUGCCGGAGCACCGAAACGCCAGGCGACAUGUACUGGUGCGAUUACGUGGGCCAGCCUCACACCUGUCGCCCCUACAACAGCAACCCUCGACACUUCUUCACCCAGAUCAUGUGGAACCUGAGAAAGCUCUACAACGCCUGUGACGCACCGCCUGUGCUCGUGGCCCAUAUGUGCAGAAAGGGACCCACAGACGCCCAUAUGCACCUGUCUGCUUCGUCCUCAGUCCACCCUGGGACGGGGACCACCAGGGAGGCCACCAGCAGGCAGCCGGGACCAAAACCGGCUUCCAGAUCUACGAGACCAGCUCAGCCCAGAACCAAGACGCCAGCGACCCCUGCGAGGGCGGACCACACCAAGCUGGAACAUGUGAGACGGGCGCAUCUUAAAUCUACCACAGAAGAACCUGAGUGGACCACAAGUGGCACCAUCAGGCCAGCGGUAGAAAGCACGACACCAAGAGAGAUGACGACUGCAGAAACAAGCGCUCCCCAACUGACGACAAGCACCAGCAAGAGUUAUGCUAAAAGGAAGGCGCAGGAGGUCUGCUGGCGGUCAUUCCAGGGCAUCUGUUCCUAUUUCAUUGGCUUGUUUAAGAACUGA
This is a messenger RNA of Lampris incognitus (smalleye Pacific opah), 780 nucleotides long. It is a transcript of the gene fgfbp2a, whose product is annotated as fibroblast growth factor binding protein 2a. The transcript has a single exon. The coding region runs from base 1 to 780 and encodes 259 amino acids. Gene Ontology annotation, molecular function: growth factor binding. Lineage: Eukaryota; Metazoa; Chordata; Actinopteri; Lampriformes; Lampridae. The record is from RefSeq and is a predicted model, not a curated record. Gene Ontology annotation, biological process: cell-cell signaling.